AUGGCCGGUAAUUCACCUAGUUCAGUAGCUCUGUUAAAUUUCUUUGUCUUCAAUACAGAGUACGGACCAAAGGAAGGAGAAGAACAUAAAAAAAUAUUGUACUUUUACCCACCAGAGGUAGAUCUUGACACAAAAAUAAAACGUAUUGGACUCAGUGAAGCAGUCGUGAAAUUUGCUGACACCUUUUCUGAUAAACCCUGCCAAAGUCUGCACACACAAAAAGCACGGCAAGUGUUUUUUGAGCCAGAGCCAUGUUUUUGGAUGGUGAUGAUGGCAUCCAUUCCUUACAAAGAAAAAUUAAAAGAUGGACAGGUGGUCACAGAAUACAGGGAUGAUUAUGUGCAGGACUCUAUAUUAGAAUCAGUUCUGAAACAGGCAUACAAGAUGUUCAAGAUUUUUAAUGGCACAUUCACAACAAUCCUCAUGCGAGCUAAUGGAGAAGUAGAGUCAUUGAAACAAAGAUUAGAUCACUUCUACAGCAAGUAUCUGCUGACACUGAAGCUGCCUCAGGCUGAUAUACUUGAUGUAUUUAAUGGAAUUCACUUCCUACCUUUGGACAAGAACACCUACCUUCGAAUCCAGUGCUUCAUCAACAGUCUGGAGGCAACAUUCCCUUUCGUGAAAUAUACAGCUUUCCUUUACAAUGAAAAACUUGUCUGGAGUGGCUUGGAGCAGGAGGACAUGCGUAUCAUGUAUAAAUACUUGACCACCAGCUUAUUCCCAGCCUAUAUGGAGCAGGAGCUGCAGGGAACACAGAACAGACCUCCCAGUGGAAUUGGGCACUACGGCAAGUUUAUGACCGGCCCGCCUGAUUUAAGCAAUGAUCGUAACAUGGGAAAGCUGCCUCGUGUCUUUGUGAACACAGAAGAAAUCGAUGAAGAAUGCUACCUGAUGGUGUACACAGCCUUGAGUGCCACAAUAUGCAUGCUUGUUAAUGUGAAGAGUCCACUAAAUGUUCCACUUUGUCGAAAAUUGGAUACUUUUCUUGGACCAAAAAUGACCAAGUUGGCAACAGACAUCAGUGAGCAGUACAGCAAGAGAGUUGCAGCUCUGAACACUACAGAUCCAGUCUUCAAGUAUGUUUAUUUUAACCAUAUGAACCUGGCACAGCAGACUACCGUACAUAUUGACCUGCAGAAAAGGUCAGGGGUUAACAUUCCUCCGGAUAUUCUACGCUUGCUAGGUGACAUCAAUGCUGACCUCUCAAGAGGGAAUGAAGAUGGUGAGACAGUUGUGAAAACAAAUUCAGACUAUUGGGUAGUUGGCAAGAAAUCUGAUCAAAGAGAGUUCUAUGUAGUCAUCAAUCAAAGAAAUGCCAACUUAAUUGAGAUCAACGAGGAAGUGAAGAGGUUGUGCACCACCUACUUGAACAGUAUAUUCUUUCUGGACUAA
Messenger RNA from Candidula unifasciata, 1392 nucleotides. The record is from the annotation of a GenBank genome assembly. NCBI's taxonomy places the organism in Eukaryota, Metazoa, Mollusca, Gastropoda, Stylommatophora, Geomitridae.